AUGAACACCAGCAGCAUUCGCAGCACUUCCUCGGAGGAUGCCAACACCACAUCCACAGCCGCAACAGCCGCCCCGCGGUCGCGACCGUGGCCCUUGAGCCGGAGCCGACGCAACAGCGAAAGCUCGCUGCACUCCCUGCAAAGCUUCAAGGACUUUGUGGUGGGCAGCAUCACCCGACGCCGGAACUCAAUCUCAUCCGUCGACAGCAAAUCCUUCAGCGUACUCCGUGCAAACCUGUCUCAGGUUGCUCAUCCUGUCCCAAAUGACGAUGUUGAUGCUGAUAUUAUUGACAACAAAAUCGGUCAGCGGCGUCCAUCGGUACUGCGCAAGAAGCCGCCACCUAGCGUGGUAAGACGAAUGUCAGCACCGGUGUCGCCGGCCACGACCAGCUCGGCAUCAGUGCCGGAAGCUGCUGGGCCUGGGCUGCCGGAAGGGAUGUUUUUCAGGAGCGGUUCUUGUCGAAAUCGAAAGACAGCCACCGAUGUCGUCAAUGCAAACGGCAACCUUGACAACGACAAUAAGAAUGCAGUGGAGAACGCCUCGGAAAAUGCCAGUGCUGUCGCCAAUGGCAACGCCAAUAUGAAUGGGUCCGUCAAGAAGGCGACGGCUCCACCGAAACGACCUAAGACCCGCGCCCUUCCUCUAGGCUGCAAGGCUGCCUCCGAUGCCGCGUUCCCACCACAGAGUCAAAGCAACAAGGGCAUCAUCAAAGGCAAAGAGAACAAGCAACCUCCACCGGCCUUUUACAAUCGUCAGUAUCGCCACAACUUCUCGGCCUCACCCUCGGGAGCCCAGAAGUGGUACACCCUUGGCAACAACAGCAGCAACAGCACCGAGAAUGACACUCCGCAGCCGCUAAGCUCAAACUCUCCACGUUCUCGGACCUCUUCCGCUUCCUCCGGCGGCAGCCUCGGGCUCGCUUCCCAACCACAGCCUACACCCGCACCGACCCCGACUCUGACUCCGACUACGUCGUCACCGCCCCCAACUCGGUCCGUAGACAAGCCUACCAAUACCCCCAAGACUGUCAAAACCUUUCUGCGUCCUCCUAAGUCGAAACUGGAUGUCAUCCCCCUCGCCAUGUAUCCGCCAGAAAAAAAUGGGUCUUCUGGCAUCAGGACGCAGCGGGUCAGCGCACCCGUGGGGUCCCGUUCUAUGGACGAGAUGCCCGUGAUCCAUCGGCCGACCGCUUUCACGGACAGCCCGUCACCGAUACCACCGCCAGGAUAUAACCGUCCCCGACGACUGUCCAACAGCAGCUCCACCUCGACGACCUGCAGUUUCGUGUCUUCCGCCCAAGAGAGUGUCGACAGCAGGAUACGGAGUGCAUCCAUCAGCAGCAGCCAGACGAGCAUCGAUUCCUGGCCGAGCAGUCCCACAAUUGGCGUGAAUGGCCGGCCAGUCUCCUCACCAGCCGGCUGGCCAUGUGGUCCAGCAGGAGCAGGCUCUGGAGGCCCGUGGCAGAGACCUACGCUUCUCAAGUCGUACCGGCGGCGAGCACAGGGCGAGUUGUUUGCAGCUCUCCCCAGCGAGGUGCUGGACAUGAUACUCGAGCAGCUACGCAGGUCGCACUUGAAGAUUGGCAGCAGUAGUUGCCAUACCUGCUGGAUGAGGGACUGCUGUGCGAUUGCGGUUAGCGCACGGAAGUUUCUCAAGCAUGCGCGCGAGGCUCUGUAUCGGGAUAUUGUGCUUGUUGGGCAGGAUGGUCCGGCGCUGAAGAAGAGGACUAAAGCAUCAUUUGGGGCGAGGUUGGUAUUGCUGCGCCGGACGCUCAGGGCGAAUCCGGAUAUUGCGGUUUUGGUCAAGUCGUUGAAACCUCCGGCACGACCGGCGCAUGUUGGAGUAACUGAGUAUAAUGAUUUGGUUGCGUCGGUUGUCAUGGCAUGUCCGAACUUCGAGCGACUGGUUGGGUAUUAUCCGACGUACGAUCAUACCUGGCAACGAUUGUUUCAUGCCUUGUCGACGAGGUCGAACUUGAGGGAUAUGUAUUGGCUUUUGGAGCCGCAACAGGCACAGCGACAACCAACGACACGGAUCAACGGCCAGAACGGCCACCACGAUCAGGAAGGGAUGACACGCGAGCAAGCACAGUGGUUCUUGAGUUACCACUUGAACUGGAAGCAGCUGACCACUCUUGUCGUUCACUGCCAGCCAGGAGCUUCUCUGAGCCCAGCUAACCUUCUCGAAUGCACGAUUCGGUCAUUGCCCUCCCUACAGAACCUCUAUCUCUCCAAACUACCCUCCUCAAGCUUCAACGACAUCCACCUUCUUUCUCUCCCUCCCCUAAAGAAACUCUCCAUCAACCAGUGCCCCGGCGUAACAACCGCGGGCCUCUCCUCUCUCGCGUCACGACCCUCGAUGUCAUGCCUGCAAUCCCUAACCCUCAUACACAUGGACGUUGACUCGCUGCCCGUCAUCGCAAGGAUAUUUUCUUACCUACGAUCCCUCGAAACCUUCACGCUCGUGCAGGCUUUCCCCCCGCAAAUGCCCCCUGACGAUUUCAUGAUGCUCUUCCCUUAUCUGGCCUCACCUUCCCUGCGGAAACUCCACUGGGAUAUCCCCUUCCUUCCGGACACGGCUACCCCAGCGGAUGUUAUUCUCGCAAGGAGUAUCGGAGCCGGUGGGUUCCCGGCUCUGCGGAGCUUGUGUGCCCCGAACGACCCGGAUGGGUUAUUCCAGUCGCUGUGUGCGCCCCGUGAAAGGAUUGAUUAUCCUACGGACCGGUUCCGUCCCAGCACGGCUAACGGGACAGGGACCGGAAGCAGGAGCAGUAGUCCCUGGCUGGGACACCGCCGCAAUACCUCCAGCUUUUCAUCUGUCAACAGCUUAUCCAUGGGUCCCGGCUCGAGCUUCUUCUCCGGCGGCACGCCCCCCGCAAGCCCCCUCUGGCCAUCCACAAAUGCCCCAUCGUCUCCCCGCCGCCCAGGUACCGCCUCCGGCGCACCCUUACCUUCCCCAGCUUGUGCAGCCGCAAGAGACGGAAACAUAAGCAACCUUCAACAAGCCCGGCUCGCAGCUCAAGCCCGAUUGGAAGCAGCACAACGCAUUCCAAGGUACUUCGUCAACGUGAUGGACGAAAACGGGAAAGUUGUCGAGAAACAUGGCGUCGGCGCCUUCCUGGGCACAGUUGAGAGCAAGAUCCGAUAUAUUCUCACACCCGAGCCAGAGACGGGCGCGACGGAUGAGAGCGGCGGGUUGGUGUGUGUGGAGGAUUUGUUGGGGUGUGAUACGGGAGAGUUGAUGUGUGGGAUGGGGGAUGGGAAUGCCAAGAAAGGGGUAAAAGGGGAGAAAGAAAAGGAAGGGAAUGGGGGGAAGGAAGGGUGUACGGGGAAGUGGAACGCGUUUUUGGGAGUUGUUACCGACAAGAAGGAUCGGGAGAGGUGGUGGCAUCAGGAGAGGGUUCGAUGGAGGGGCGUUGUGUUGUCGUGA
Thermochaetoides thermophila DSM 1495 is the source of this 3429-nucleotide messenger RNA. RefSeq lists its product as uncharacterized. Lineage: Eukaryota; Fungi; Ascomycota; Sordariomycetes; Sordariales; Chaetomiaceae. Bases 1 to 3429 code for a protein of 1142 amino acids. The transcript has 3 exons. The record is from RefSeq and is a predicted model, not a curated record.